AUGUACAAGAUAGAGAGGAAGGAACCAGUAGGGUUGGAGGAGAAAGAAGGUGCAGUGGCCAUUGGAGAGGGGAAGGCACGGCAAGAAAGGGGUGUCAAGGCACGGGUACAUGUAUUUACAAGUCAAUUGACUUGGAAUACAAAUAUUCAAGGCCCGAGAAUGGCAGGAGCAGAAGGCAACGCAAUUGGGAUUGAUCUGGGGACAACGUACUCGUGUGCAAUGUGGGAGAACGACCAUGUGGAAAUCAUAGUGAAUGAUCAGGGUAACAGAACCACUCCAUCUUGUGUUGCCUUCACAGAGACUGAGCGAUUGAAUGCAGUUAUCCCUGCUUACUUCAAUGAUUCACAACGUCAGGCUACAAAAAAUGCUUGCAGCAUUGCUGGCCUAAAUGUGAUGCGUAUCAUCAACGAGCCAACUGCUGCAGCGAUUGCUUAUGGCAUUGACAGGAAGGCUGGUUGGUAUAGCAAGAGAAAUGUGAUGAUAUUUGAUUUAGGUGGUGGUACUUUAGAUGUUUCACUACUUACCAUAGGUGAUGGUUUGUUUCAAGUGAAGGCCACGGCUGGAGACACUCACCUUGGAGGAGAAGACUUAGAUAACAAAAUGGUGGAUUUUUGUGUUGAGCAAUUCAAGAAGAAGCAUAAUGUGGACGUGAGUGGGAACUCUAGAGCACUCAGGAGGUUAAGAAACGCAUGUGAGAAAGCAAAGAGCAGGCUUUCAUUUACUUCAGCCACUGACAUUGAAUCGACUAAAUCGAUCAGGCCAUGUAUAUUGGAUUUGCAGCAGUGUGAUCUUGUUGCUGCUUGUGUAGUUGUUUGCUGCUUGUCUGCUACCAUACAAAUACUUGAGGCUGCUACGGAUAUUCAGACAAAAGAGAUCAUUGAGCGUGGCAUUAAGAGAUAG
This is a messenger RNA of Malus domestica (apple), 900 nucleotides long. The record is from RefSeq and is a predicted model, not a curated record. NCBI's taxonomy places the organism in Eukaryota, Viridiplantae, Streptophyta, Magnoliopsida, Rosales, Rosaceae.